Messenger RNA from Amorphotheca resinae ATCC 22711, 607 nucleotides. RefSeq lists its product as hypothetical. Lineage: Eukaryota; Fungi; Ascomycota; Leotiomycetes; Helotiales; Amorphothecaceae. The record is from RefSeq and is a predicted model, not a curated record. The transcript has a single exon. The coding region runs from base 27 to 233 and encodes 68 amino acids.
GUGGUUGACCGUGGUUGACCGUGGCCAUGCCGUCGAUACAGCGCCCCGUAGGCAUAGGCAAGCCGGAUCUUGAUAUACAAGGAGAUGCCUCAUCUUGUACUGUAAGCUGCCGUCGACACGCAUCCCUACAUGAAACGGAACUCCAUGCGGUGCGUGCUCGAUCCUUAUUCUCUGCCUCCGUCCCUCCUCUCUCUCUGCUCCCCCAUUGUAUGUACCUGAGGCGUGAGCACUGAGCAAUGUUCGCAACGUGACGGGUGCAGACACAGCCCGAUGUAGCAAUCAGCUUCCGCUCCAGCUCCAGGGCCAGAGCUGGCAUGUCUCGCCCACGAGGAUCCAGCGGGGAAUCCAACACCUGGCCUGGCGGGCUGAUCCAGGGCGAUCUGUUUCUGCGAUACGCUUAUGCAUUUGCAUCCGUAUUUGGAGCUCUGGAGUCUGGAGAUGCAGCGCUGGUUCCAAUAACCUACGAUACCUGACGAUGGCGCGCAUGGUACUGGGGCAACGGUUGAACUGGGGUUGCAAUUGAUCCCAUGAUCGUGACAGGAGAAAGCCAGGUCGAGCGAAUCGAGUGGAGCGAGUUCUCACACACACGCGUAUCACAGCAGAAGGG